Lolium rigidum is the source of this 2332-nucleotide messenger RNA. Its product is annotated as wall-associated receptor kinase 5-like. Gene Ontology annotation, cellular component: plasma membrane. The record is from RefSeq and is a predicted model, not a curated record. Gene Ontology annotation, molecular function: ATP binding; polysaccharide binding; calcium ion binding. The transcript is spliced from 5 exons. The coding region runs from base 35 to 2332 and encodes 765 amino acids. Lineage: Eukaryota; Viridiplantae; Streptophyta; Magnoliopsida; Poales; Poaceae. Gene Ontology annotation, biological process: protein phosphorylation; cell surface receptor signaling pathway.
CCUUACAACGAGGCCAGGUACAAAUACAUACAACAUGUUAUGGGAGGCCCCUACUGAAGGUAUUACUCUCAGCAGUGGUAAUACUUUGUUCGUAGCGGGUUGUGACUUUGACGUCACCCUGUUCGAGUAUGGUACGGGAGACAUCGUUGGUUUUUGUAUGAGUAGAUGCGCUGGCAAGAAGGCACCAACUGGAGGCCCUUGUAACGGAAUAGGCUGCUGCCUCAUCCUGUUACAGAGGGACCUGGCAGGCUUUCGGGCAGAACUUGUCAGCACUAAUACUACUGCAACGCGAUCAGAUUGGUUGCACCCUGGCAUUAUGGCUUUCGUGACAUAUAAUGAUUAUUAUUACAGAAGUAAUACAACCACCGUUUUCUCAACUUGGACAAAUGCAAGUGAUAUUUUUGUUGAUGGCGCGCUGCUUAGUGUUCCAAUCGUGGACCAACCAAGCUGUCAAAGUGCACAAAAGAAAAACGCAAGCUAUGCCUGUAGCAACGGUAGCAGUUGCCAAGAUUCCUCGGCUGGUGGCUACCAGUGUUACUGCUCUUCUAAUGCACGAGGAAACCCGUACAUUUUAGGUGGAUGCGGGGAACCAGAUUAUAACCCCAAGCCCAAAGGACACUGUCCCGCAUCAUGUGGAAGCAUUAUUGUUCCCUUCCCCUUUGGGCUCCAAAAAGGGUGUUCUGCAAACGACAGAUUUCUUCUGAAUUGUAUAUCUGGUAAUCUCACCCUUUUUGCCUUAGGAGAUGCGCAAUAUGUGACUAAUGUAUCAGUGGAAGAUGGGACUCUGACUGUUAGCAACGUGGUGAGCGGAAAUAACGCAACAGAGGACACUGUUAAAAAGUGGGCCGUUGCCAAUUUAACUUGUCAACAAGCUAAGCUGCAGAAGGAGACUACGUAUGCAUGCCGCAGUUCCCACAGCGAUUGCCUAAACGUCACCCACGGGGAAAUAUUUAUAGGAUAUCGUUGCAAGUGUUCGUCAGGCUUUCAAGGAAAUCCAUACGUCCAGGAUGACUGCACGGAUAUCGAUGAAUGCGCACUACCAAUUUCCUGCAACGGGAGAUGUCAAAACUUUCCAGGAGGCUACACAUGCACAGCAAAGCACAAUCUUCUUUUGGGUAUCGCAACGGGAACUGCAUGUGGCCUUGCAUCCAUAAUUAUUGCGGUCUGUGUAACUGUAUUCGCCAACAAGUGGAAGAAAGGCAUCCAGAAGAGAAUCCGACGAGCACACUUCAAAAAAAAUCAAGGCUUACUCUUGGAGCAGCUGAUCUCAGAUGAAAGCACCACAAACAAAACAAAGAUAUUCUCCUUGCAGGAGCUAGAGAAGGCAACCAACAACUUCGAUGCUACUCGUGUUCUCGGUCGUGGAGGACACGGUACAGUUUAUAAAGGGAUUCUAUCUGACCAACGGGUGGUGGCUAUUAAAAAAUCCAGAAUUGUGGAGCAAAUCGAGAUAGACCAGUUUAUCAACGAGGUUGCUAUCUUGUCUCAAAUCAUUCAUCGCAAUGUGGUAAAGCUAUUUGGUUGUUGCCUAGAAUCUGAGGUUCCUUUGCUGGUGUACGAGUUCAUAUCCAAUGGUACACUGCAUGAUCUUCUUCACACUGACGUUAGCGUUAACUGCACGUUGUCAUGGGAUGAUCGCAUUAGGAUUGCUGUAGAAGCAGCAGGGGCACUGGCUUAUCUGCACUCAGCUGCUGCAAUCCCAAUUUUCCAUAGAGAUGUGAAAUCUUCUAACAUACUAUUGGAUGGCAGCUUCACUACAAAGAUUUCCGACUUUGGUGCUUCAAGGUCUGUUUCACUCGAUGAAACUCAUGUGGUGACUAUUGUCCAAGGUACAUUUGGUUACCUGGAUCCAGAGUAUUACCAUACCGGGACGCUAACUGAUAAGAGUGAUGUGUAUAGUUUUGGGGUAAUACUUGUGGAACUUUUGACAAGAAAAAAGCCAAUAUUUAUCAAUGAACUAGGUGGAAAACAAAACUUGUCCCAUUAUUUCGUGGAAGGAUUGCAAGAGGGAGCUGCCAUGGAAAUAAUGGAUCAUCAGGUUGUCAAGGAGGCAAACGCAGAAGAGAUUGAUGAUAUUUGCUCACUUACAGAAGCAUGCUUGAGACUCAGAGGAAGGGACAGACCUUCUAUGAGAGAAGUGGAUAUGAGGUUGCAAUUCUUGAGAAGUAAGAGACUAAGAAAAUGCAAAAAAAUCCCAGCUAGUGAUGAAGAGAUUGGUAAUUCCGAUGCACCGAUGAAUGUCGUCAAUCCUGGCAAUUUAACAUCUAGAGGCAUCUCUUGCUACAGUCUAGAGCAAGAACUUUCAUCCUCACUGAUCACUUUGCCACGAUAA